GCUGUCAAGUGAGAAGCGCCAGUUGACAACGAUAUUAUGGCCCGUUAUGGCUGUCAUAAUUUAUUCACAAUUUCUUAUUCAAUUAAGAAAUAAUAAUUUGAAAAAAAACUGAACCCGGUUCUUUCGCAGAACUUCGUAAAAUUGAAAGACCAACAUGUAUACACAAACGUCAAAAAUUCCUGUCCAAAAAGAUGCAAAUAUUGUUAAAAUUGCUGUCGAAAUGACAGGCAAAGUGCCACAAUUAAUAGAGUUUAAUCAAAAGCAGCCCCUUACUGGAAUAAUAACGGAACUUUGCAACGGCUGGAGUCUUUCUGACGCAGAGUUUUUUGCUUUGCAAUUUUCUGAGAAUAAUAAUCAGAAUUAUAUCACUGAAAAAAAUCGGAAUGAAGUAAAAAAUGGAAGUGUUUUAAGAUUGGAACAUUCUCCAUCAAAAACAGCGAGUGAUAUUCUAGUGCAGCUUAAUUGUAAUAAUACUGACGAAAAAGCGCUCGAGAAACUUGGAUUUCUCAGCAUUGAUAUGACUUUUGCGCUGGAAUUUAUUAACAAGCAGGGAUUGGCUUUGUUAAUUUCUCAGAUCGAGGCUGGAAAAUAUAAAGGAAGCGAUCUUGCCCACGCAAUGCAAUCGUUCGUUGAACUGAUGGACCAUGGAAUUGUUUCAUGGGACAUUCUCGAAUCGCCUUUUAUUAACAAAGUCGCCAGUUAUGUGAACAAUCAGUCAACCGCUCAGGAUUCUAAUGUCGUUAAAGCCUCGCUCAGUAUCCUCGAAAAUAUAGUUUUGAACUCUUCCGGAAAAUACGCACAAGUCGAGAAGGAAGUCACAUUUCCGAAUCUGGUGAUGCAUUUACAAAACAAUUUCUCUCAGAUUCAACAAAACGCAAUCGCUUUGAUAAACGCUCUUUUCCUGAAAGCAGACAUAUCAAAAAGAAGAGCAGUCUCUGCGACUUUACAAUCAAAACAAGUCCGAAAUGUCUUCUUGACGAAUGUGGUUCAAUCCACUGAUCAGGUUGGAACAGAAAUGGCACAUCAGCUCUACGUACUGCAAACUCUGAUGUUGAGUCUCCUGGAGCAAAGAAUGUUAACGAAAAUGGAUCCGCAGGAUCAGGACGCACACGACAAAAUCAAGGAAUUAAGAAAAAUUGCCUUUGAUACCGAAGGGUCCUCGAUUGGUGAUGUGGCUGCUCGAAAGCAAGGACUUUUUGCUAAAGAUUACAAGAAACUGGGAUUCAAAUAUGACAUAAAUCCCGCUCUCGAUUUCACCGAAACUCCACCAGGAAUGCUCGCUCUCGAUUGUAUGAUUUAUUUUGCGAGAAAUCAUACUGAAGCUUACACGAAAGUCGUUUUGGAAAAUUCCUGCAGGGCUGAUGAACACGAGUGUCCUUUCGGCAGAACGAGUGUCGAGCUGGUUAAAUUACUUUGUAAGGUUCUGAGAAUUGGAGAAGCGCCGACCGAACAAGGACAAUCAUACCAUCCGAUGUUUUUCACCCACGAUCAUCCUUUCGAAGAAUUUUACUGUGCUUGCAUAGUUUUAUUGAAUAAAACCUGGAAGGAAAUGCGAGCAACAACCGAGGAUUUUGUCAAAGUUUUCUCUGUUGUCAGAGAGCAAAUUGCGAGAGCUUUGCAGAGCAAACCGACUGGUUUUGAAAAAUUCAAAAGCAAAUUGCAGCAAUUAACAUAUUCGACGAUUACUACUCUGUGGCAACAAGAACGAACCAAUCGAGAGGAAUGGGAAAGUCAUGCUCGUCCAGUCGUCGAAUUAAGGGUACAAAUAACUCCAGAUAUUCUCGACUUGAUUGGACAACAAAGAUUGCAAUUUUUAGUCGAAGGGACCAGGUUUACUAAAUACAGUGCAAGAGGACAGAGGAUCAAAGACAAAUUUUGGUACGUCCGCCUAUCUCCGAAUCACAAAGUCUUUCACUAUGGCGACUGCGAUGAAAAGUCAGCGCCGACGAUAGAGGAACUUCCAACAAAAUUAGCAGUCGUCGAAAUUCGAGGGCUUCAUACUGGAAGAGAUUGUCCUCACAUGAAGGAUCUUAAAAAGAAAACUACUCAUCAGCUUGCAUUUUCGCUAAUUUUGGACUCUGACGAGGUCACAAGUUUGGAUUUUGUCGCUCCUGAUGAAGAGAUUUUCGAUUAUUGGACAGACGGUAUCAAUGCUAUACUCGGUAACAAAAUGAGCAGCAAAGAAACGGAAAAGGAUUUGGAGACACUUCUCUCAAUGGAUAUAAAAUUGAGACUUUUGGAUGCCGAAGGAAUCGAUAUUCCACAAGAUCCUCCUCCGAUUCCAGAACCGCCUCCAAAUUACGACUUCUGCUACGAAUUAAAAUAGAAUCUCGAAGCCUCUAUUAAUUCUCGUGCUAAUUGCGCACAAAUUCUACGGCUGCCAGAAAAAAUUUUACUCGAGAGAGAAAGAGAGAGUAAUUUUUGAAAGUCAGAUUAGUCUAAUUUGUUAAAGCACUGCUUGCGCAAAUCACAUUCUGCAGUCUACAGAGUAAGAAAAUUCUUCUCUUUUUUUUUAUCAAGCGGGACGUUGCAUUAUACGUGCAUUUUACCAAAGAUUUUAGUUAGCAAUAUCCGUAUCCAAUUCAUGUACAUAUUUACACUUGACCGUGAUGUAUAUUUUAUAGAAGUUUUAAAUUUGACAAAGCCUCGAUGAAAGCGAUCAUGUUUAUAUAAGGUGAGACGCAUUUUUGAUAUUUUAUCUCGAUAUGGUUUUUACUACAACUAACUAUAUACUAUUCUAUGAUAUACUAAUUCUAAAAUAUAAAUAAUGAUCGCGACUACUUUUUC
Molecule: messenger RNA, 2787 nt
Organism: Belonocnema kinseyi
Lineage: Eukaryota; Metazoa; Arthropoda; Insecta; Hymenoptera; Cynipidae
Gene: Ced-12
Product: engulfment and cell motility protein 1
Exons: 7
Coding region: 155-2326 (723 amino acids)
Biological process (GO): cell motility; actin filament organization
Cellular component (GO): plasma membrane
Source: RefSeq, a predicted model, not a curated record